Messenger RNA from Sphenostylis stenocarpa, 894 nucleotides. Lineage: Eukaryota; Viridiplantae; Streptophyta; Magnoliopsida; Fabales; Fabaceae. The record is from the annotation of a GenBank genome assembly.
AUGCCUCGCUAUGAUGAUAAAUAUGGCAAUACCCGUCUCUACGUAGGACGCCUGUCUUCGGACACCCGGUCCCGUGAUCUUGAGCGAGUCUUCAGCAGAUAUGGAAGAGUUCGAGGGGUGGAUAUGAAGAAUGAUUUCGCCUUUGUUGAAUUUAGCGAUCCUCGAGAUGCUGAUGAUGCUAGAUAUAACUUGGAUGGCCGUGACUUUGAAGGAAGUCGCAUUAUUGUUGAAUUUGCCAAGGGGGGUCCUCGUGGUUCCCGGGAAUACGUGGGUCGGGGUCCACCUCCUGGAUCUGGACGAUGCUUUAACUGUGGAAUUGAUGGUCAUUGGGCCCGAGAUUGCAAAGCUGGGGAUUGGAAGAACAAAUGCUACCGCUGUGGGGAAAGAGGUCAUAUAGAGAAGAACUGCAAGAACAGUCCCAAAAAGUUGAGCAGCAGGUGUGGACGGAGUCUUUCAAGGUCACCAGUCAGGUCGAGGUCAAGGUCUCCUCGUCGUGGAAGAAGCAGGGAUCGAAGCUACAGCGGUGACCGCAGCUACAGUCGAUCGAGGUCUCCAGUCAGAAGAGAGAGAAGCCCUAUUUCCGAAGAUAGGUCACGGAGUCCUAGGCCCUCCAAGAUAAGGAGGCAUAGUGGAUCACCUGACCGUAGCAGCCCACAGAAGAGAGGUGACACAUUUCCUGGUAAUGGUGAUAGGUUGGUCACUCAGCGAGAUGGGUCUGAGUUCAGUGAUGGUCCUAGAGGCAAGAGUAGAAGCCCUGCCAGUCCUGCAAGGGACGGCAAUGAGUAUGGCUAUGAUAUCCCUAAAACUAAUGGGCGUAGCCGGAGCCCUAGGGAGGAUGACAGGAGCCCCAUUGAUGAAGAUGAUGGCAACCAUCGCCGCUCACAGUCACCUUAG